Messenger RNA from Wyeomyia smithii (pitcher-plant mosquito), 2401 nucleotides. Its product is annotated as sodium-coupled monocarboxylate transporter 1-like. Gene Ontology annotation, molecular function: symporter activity. The coding region runs from base 477 to 2285 and encodes 602 amino acids. Gene Ontology annotation, biological process: transmembrane transport; sodium ion transport. Gene Ontology annotation, cellular component: membrane. The transcript is spliced from 4 exons. The record is from RefSeq and is a predicted model, not a curated record. Lineage: Eukaryota; Metazoa; Arthropoda; Insecta; Diptera; Culicidae.
GCCGCGAAAGUCUGCGCGGCUAGUUGGCGGUUGUUCAGGAACAGGCAGUAUUCGCUACAAUUUGCUACUUGGCAGCUUCUAGCCGUCGACAGGCCACUUUACUUCACCGUCGCGUCGCGUGUUAUCAUUGAAGUUGUGAUUUUUUCCAUAUUACCGUAUCGGUUGAACAGGGGCCAUUGUUUAAGGAAGCGUUUCACAUGGGGUCUAACCCGCAUCAUACAUAUGUUUAGGCGUUAUCAGUUAUCAUCAGUGCGAGCGUUCAUUACCGGGUUUGUGGGCGACCGACCGUCGUUCACUAUCAAAGCGGUUUAGACGAAAGUGUCGGUGCUCCCGCGGCGGGCGCGGCAGGUGGAAACUUGUAGUUCAAGAAAAAACUGUGAUUUUGAUGAGUCUGUGGUGACAUAUUUGAUCGAAACAGCAAAACAAAACAAAAAUCGGAAGAAGAAGCUGACCGUGCUCGGAGAGAGUGCGGUAAAAUGCUGCAACGCCAGCUAGAAGAAUCGACCGUCAACAACCUGUGGAACUACCUGGUGUUCGUGGCUUUCGUAGUAAUCUCGGCGCUGAUUCCAAUCCGGAAGCGACUAUGCAGUCGGAAGGUGAAGACGAAGGAGGACUACGCCUUUGGGGCCGGCCGUAUCUCCAUGCUGGCGAUGAUGCUGUCCAUCACCCGCGGGACACUGGGCGUCAUCUCUGUACUGGGCUAUCCCAGUGAGUUCUUCUAUCACGGCACUGCAAUGUGGGAGACGCUGUACGGAAUGGUCACGGCUUAUCCGAUCGUGUGUAUGGUCUUCAUUCCGGUGUACUUCGAUCUGGGCAUUACCUCCGUGUAUCAGUAUUUGGAGCUAAGGUUUAAUAGUCGGCUGGUUCGAUGCCUUGCUUCGGGGACGUACAUCAUGCGGUCAUUGUUCAGUCUAGGAAUAACGAUCUACACUCCGACUGUGGCGUUGAACACCAUCAUCGGAGUUCCGUACUGGGUGUCGUUGAUGUGCAUCACUUGUAUCAGUAUUUUCUUCAACGCUCUUGGUGGUAUGAAAGCCGCCGUUGCUGCGGAUGUGAUUCAGAGUCUAAGCAUGACUGCCAUGCUGGUUGGAAUUGUUAUUUACUGUACUAUAGCGACUGGAGGCAUGGGACGGAUGUUUGAAAUUGCAGCCGAAAAUGAUCGCAUCAAUUUGUUCAAUUUCGCAGCAGAUCUCCACCUGCGAGUAACAACAACAUCGGCCUGGUUAAGUGAACUUUUCACUUCACUUAGUUUACUGGGCUGUCAGCAAAACUUCGUCCAGCGCUACUUAAGCAUGCCUACGCUGUGUAAAAUUAGAAAAACUAUGCUGGUGAACAUCCCACUGGUAGUGAUUCUGUUUUCCCUACCAUGGCUGGUUGGAGUAGGCAUAUAUGCGCUUUAUUACACGUGCGACCCAUGGAAGGCAGGAUAUACUGAGAAGAUGGAUCAAAUAUUGCCCUACUUCAUAGUGGAUUAUUUUGCCAAUGUACCAGGAGUGUGGGGUUUAUUCGUGGGAACAUUGUUCAAUGGGGCGCUUACUUUCAACAUUUCCAGCCUCAACUCGCUCGCCAUUGUAACGUGGGAGGAUUUCCUCUCGAUUAUUCCGGGACUGAAAAGCAGAAAAGAUGGCUUUCAACUGACUGUGAUAAAAGUGGUUGGCUCGGUUUACGCGGUAAUUAUAAUGGGCAUAGGGUUCCUCGUAGGAUUAUUAUCAGGCGUUAUAGAAAUGUCGGUGCUGGUGCUUUCAGCCACGUCCGGCCCUUUACUGGGUGUUUUCAUCCUCGCGAUGUUUGUACCGUUCGCUAAUUGGAAAGGGGCUGCAUUGGGGAUGAUUCUCUCGCACGCGGUAACAAUCUGGAUUGUCACGGGACGUUUAUUGUACGUGGAAGUCAACGAUUCUCUACUUUCAACCUCGAUCGAAGGUUGCGAGAGGCAGUUUGUGCUCAGUUACAAUGUAACAUCUUAUGUUUUAACCGAUGAGCUUAGGCCAUCGUCUACAUCGCUUGAGGAAUCAUUGCUGUACCGGAUAUAUUCUGUAUCCUACAUGUACUACAGUGUGUUUGGCACCAUCUUGACUGUCUCUGUAGGUAUAGUGUUUAGCUUAGCAACGUGGAGCAAACUGGACGAGUAUAACACCAAGAUGCUCCAUCCGGCUGUGCGGUGGAUCCACUCCAGAUCUCCAUUCGGUGGCAAACGCUUCGGGUCGUUUGAUCUGAAUAAAAAGGUCAAACCUCACUCUGUAACAGUCAGUACUGUUAGUGCGGAGCGGAUUCACGUAAAAAGUUGACUUUUUGCUUUUUUUUUAAGAUUAGUACGUAUGACAACGAAUAAAUUGUAAAUUAUCUUAGUUUCAUGUGAUAGAUUGUACAAAAAUAAUAAAUUGAAUCGAGGAAUUAUGGUCUA